Messenger RNA from Brassica oleracea var. oleracea, 1400 nucleotides. RefSeq names its product GDSL esterase/lipase At1g28570-like. NCBI's taxonomy places the organism in Eukaryota, Viridiplantae, Streptophyta, Magnoliopsida, Brassicales, Brassicaceae. The transcript has 5 exons. The record is from RefSeq and is a predicted model, not a curated record. The coding region runs from base 89 to 1237 and encodes 382 amino acids. Gene Ontology annotation, molecular function: hydrolase activity, acting on ester bonds.
UCCUUGUUUUUUGUUGUUGUCUCGGAGUAAAUGGCUCUUUUAUUGUAGAAGGGGAUGAGGUAGAGCAAGCAACCUCCAAGACUCUGGGAUGACGUCUCUAGAUUCUGCUCCACUGAUGAAGAAGCUCCUUAGCUUCUUUUUAUCUACUCUUUUCCUACUCACUGUCGUCAACUCUGAGACGAAUUGCCGGAACUUCAAAUCGAUCAUCAGCUUCGGCGACUCCAUUGCCGAUACUGGAAAUUUGCUCGGCCUCUCUGAUCCAAACGAUCUUCCUAAAGUAGCGUUUCCGCCGUAUGGAGAAACAUUCUUCCAUCAUCCCACCGGCCGUUUCUCAAACGGUCGCCUCAUCAUCGAUUUCAUUGCUGAAUUCUUGGGGUUUCAGCUUGUGCCACCUUUUUAUGGAUCUCAAAAUGCAAACUUUGAGCAGGGCGUUAAUUUCGCGGUCGGGGGAGCAACAGCACUUGAGCCUUCAAUUCUCCAGGAGAGAGGGAUUAACUUUGCUUACACCAAUGUUAGUUUAGGUGUUCAGCUUAAGAGCUUCAAGGAUAGUUUCCCUAACCUUUGUGGAUCCCCAACAGACUGCAGAGAUAUGAUUGAAAAUGCUUUAAUUCUCAUGGGAGAAAUUGGAGGGAAUGACUAUAAUUACCCACUCUUUCUUGGCAAACCCAUUGAAGAGAUCAGAGAGCUGGUUCCACUUGUGAUCACUACUAUUUCUUCUGCAAUCACGGAGUUGAUUGGUAUGGGGGGAAGAACAUUUCUUGUGCCAGGAGAGUUCCCGCUCGGAUGCUCAGUAAUCUACUUGACAUUAUAUAAAACAUCAAACAAGGAAGCAUAUGAUUCUUCAGGUUGUUUGAAAUGGCUGAACGAGUUUGCAGUAUACCACGACGACCAGCUACAGGCAGAACUCAACAAGCUCCGGAAGCUAUACCCUCAUGUCAACAUCAUAUACGCAGACUAUUACAAUGCCUUGUUACGCCUUUCCCAAGAACCAACCAAAUUUGGGUUCAUAGACAAACGCUUGCCUGCUUGCUGCGGUUUUGGUGGGCAAGGGAUGGAAUGUUGUAGUGAUCCAUCAAAGUAUGUGAGUUGGGACUCUGUUCAUAUGACCGAGGCUGCGUACAGAUGUAUGGCUGAGGGUGUUCUCAAGGGACCCUAUGCCAUUCCACCUUUUGAGUGGUCUUGCCUCAACCCUGAAACUAAGAACAGUGGAUCAUCUGACACAAAAAGGAUCAUUUGAUGAACCACUGAUAUAGCUUGGUCUUAAAACUGAAAGAUAGAAGGAUGGAUGGAUACUGAUAAAAAUAUGUAUGUUCUUAAGUGCCUUGUAUUGGUUCAUGUAUUGUACUAAUAGACAAUUUGUAUUCUUGUUAUGGUAAUGCGAAUAUUUCUUCAUUCUGUAA